CAGAGACGACCGAGAAAAAGAAAUAAAAAAUUUCGAGAAAACGGUUGAAAGACUAUUAAAUACUAUAACUAUAGAUAAUGAGCGUUCAAAUAUCCUCAGAGAAUUUGGAAUCGUAAAUAAUCAAUUACAUAUAAAGAAAGUAGAACUGACCUGGGGAAUAGAUGCAAAAAGUAACUUUGAUUCGUUAAAAUGUGAUGUACAUAAGCUUGUAUUAUCAAAUAAUUAUGACGAAAAACUCAUGUGGAAAGAAGUAUAUAUAGUUAAUGGUAGAAUUAAUGUUAUACCUA
Molecule: messenger RNA, 287 nt
Organism: Scutellospora calospora
Lineage: Eukaryota; Fungi; Glomeromycota; Glomeromycetes; Diversisporales; Gigasporaceae
Source: the annotation of a GenBank genome assembly